Messenger RNA from Emericellopsis cladophorae, 894 nucleotides. RefSeq names its product U3 small nucleolar ribonucleoprotein IMP4. Gene Ontology annotation, cellular component: Mpp10 complex; small-subunit processome; nucleolus. The transcript is spliced from 2 exons. Gene Ontology annotation, molecular function: snoRNA binding; rRNA primary transcript binding. Lineage: Eukaryota; Fungi; Ascomycota; Sordariomycetes; Hypocreales; Bionectriaceae. Gene Ontology annotation, biological process: rRNA processing. Bases 1 to 894 code for a protein of 297 amino acids. The record is from RefSeq and is a predicted model, not a curated record.
AUGAUUCGCAAACAAGCACGCCAGCGACGCGAUUACCUCUAUCGUAGAGCGCUUCUCCUCCGCGAUGCUGAGAUCAGCGAAAAGAGAGCGAAACUGAGGGCGGCUCUAGCUUCUGGGAAGCCGCUCGAUCCAGAAAUCGCCAAUGACAAGGCGUUAAGGAAAGACUUCCAGUACGACGAAAGCGCCGACAAGACGACGAAUGAGCAGCUCGACCUCGACGAUGAGUACGCGCAGCUGUCCGGCGUGGUCGAUCCCCGGGUCCUGGUGACGACGUCCCGCGAACCUUCCUCGCGAUUGGCCGCGUUUGCCAAAGAAAUUCGACUGUUGCUUCCAACCGCCGUGCGCUUGAACCGUGGCAAUCUCAUUCUGCCCGAUCUAGUCAGGUCUGCCCAGGCGGCCGGGUUGUCCGAUGUUGUUCUUUUGCACGAGCAUCGCGGCACCCCGACUGCGUUGACAUUGUCGCAUUUCCCACAUGGACCCACCGUCUCCUUCUCGUUGCACAACGUUGUCCUGCGACAUGACAUACCGGGGAGCGUCCGAGGCACAGUCAGCGAAUCCUACCCGCAUCUCAUCUUCGACGGUUUCACAACCCGGUUGGGAGAAAGAGUUGUCAAGGUUCUCAAGCACAUCUUUCCGCCGCGGGAAGCCAUCACGAACAAGAACAAAGUCGGCAGCCGUGUAGUCACGUUCAAGAACAUUGACGACAGUAUCGAGGUCAGGCACCAUGUCUUUGUUCGGACUGGCUAUGACAGUGUCGAGCUGUCCGAGGUUGGGCCGAGGAUGACCAUGCGCAUGUUCGAAAUACGCGGCGGUACACUAGAAAACAAGGACGGAGAUGUCGAGUGGCACUUGACGCAGUACACGAGGACUGCCAAGAAGAAGAACUACCUUUGA